Molecule: messenger RNA, 5895 nt
Organism: Sebastes umbrosus (honeycomb rockfish)
Lineage: Eukaryota; Metazoa; Chordata; Actinopteri; Perciformes; Sebastidae
Product: protocadherin alpha-C2-like
Exons: 4
Coding region: 185-3334 (1049 amino acids)
Biological process (GO): homophilic cell-cell adhesion
Cellular component (GO): plasma membrane
Molecular function (GO): calcium ion binding
Source: RefSeq, a predicted model, not a curated record
GGAGAGAGAGAGGAAUAGGCAGCACCAGUGAAAGGAGUCAGAGAAUUUUAUAAACAGCACCCAGCACAGACAAAGGAAAACAUGGAUACACGGGGGAAAAUUCCCUUUAAACAGGCUCCAGAGAGGAUGCGCUGGUCGUCCUGCACAUAGUCGGAGUGAUGCGCGGACUAUUGCCUCGUUUUUAAUGAGGCGGGUGGGAACGCACAGCGAGCUGCAAAGGCGGAAAGAUUUCCUCCAACCCGUCUUGCAAAUUCUGCCUGCGAUGGCUGUGACUGCGCGCUGCUGUUACAGUGUAAAUGAGAAUGUGCCUUUCUCUUUGUAUCUGGUGAUUUUCGUACUCAGUGGCCUUACAAAUGCACAAAUCCGAUACUCCAUUCCGGAGGAGCUGGAGAACGGGGCACUGGUCGGUGACAUUGUCCGAGAUUUGGGUCUGGACCUGAGGAAACUUUCCACGCGACGCAUCAGGAUCACGUCGGACAGCGGGAGGAGGUAUUUCACCAUCAACCACAAAACCGGCAAGCUGGUGGUGAGUGACCGCAUCGACCGAGAGACGGUGUGUGAAUUCAGUGGCACCUGUUCGCGCAACCUGGAGGUGGUGUUGGAGAACCCGCUGGAGGUGCACAACGUGGAGGUGGAGAUCUUGGACGUGAACGACAACGCGCCACAAUUCCCUCGAGAUGAAUAUCAGCUCGAGGUGGCCGAGUCCGCCCUCACAGGGUCGCGCUUCCACAUCGAGGGAGCUCAGGACGUAGACGAUGGAUCCAACUCUGUGAAGCAGUACCGCCUCAGCCAGAACGACCACCUCACUCUGGACUCCAUUAAGCCCUUUUCCAAUAACAAGCACAUCGAGUUCAUUCUCAAAAAGCCCUUUGACCGCGAGCAGAUGCCCUCUCAUCAGCUAAUCCUGACAGCAAUAGAUGGAGGCACCCCACAGCGAACUGGCACGGCCAAAAUCAAUGUGCGCAUCCUUGAUGCCAACGACAAUGUACCUGCGUUUGACAGCUCCGUGUACAAAGUCAAACUGUCCGAGAAUUCCCCAAAGGGCGCACUUGUGAUCAAGUUGAAUGCAACAGACCCAGAUGAGGGCUCAAAUGGGGAGGUCUUUUACUCCUUCAGCAGUUACACACCAGAAAGAGUCAGACAGAUGUUUUCCAUGGACACAGAAACAGGGGAAAUUAGGGUGAAAAACAAUAUAGACUAUGAGGAGACAAACUCGUAUGAAAUGUACAUACAGGCGAUGGACAAGGGGCCAGCUCCUGUGGCAGUUCACUGCAAAGUAGUCGUAGAAGUUUUGGAUGUCAAUGACAACAUUCCUGAGAUUGUACUGUCUUCGCUCUCCAGCCCUGUACGCGAGGAUGCCCGGGCUGACACGGUUGUAGCGUUAAUCAGUGUGAAUGACCGGGACUCUGGACCAAAUAAAAAAGUCACCCUGGAGAUCAUGCCCAAUUUGCCUUUCAGGAUCAAGUCUUUCCGGAACCACUACACCGUCGUCACAUCCGCUUUCCUGGACCGGGAAACCAUCUCAUCCUACAACGUCACCGUCAACGCCGUGGAUGAAGGCACCCCACCCCUGUCAUCUCAAAUGACAUUUAAGGUGGACGUCGCAGACGUGAAUGACAACCCACCUCGUUUUGAACAGACAUCAUACACUGUUUACAUUACCGAGAACAAUGCUCCCGGUGCACCUCUGUGCGUUGUCAAGGCCACAGACGCUGAUGCUAAAGAAAAUGCACGCAUCACCUAUACUGUCCUGAAUGACAACAACCAUGGUAUCCCUGUAGCCAGCUACGUCAGCAUCAAACCUGACAAAGGUGAAGCCUAUGCCCUGCGAGCCUACGACUUUGAGAAGCUCAGAGAGUUUCACUUCCAGAUUAAAGCCCAGGACAACGGCGUGCCUCCCCUCAGCCGUGUGGCCACAGUGUAUGUUUACAUCAUGGAUCAGAAUGACCACGUGCCCAGGAUCGUCUACCCACCGGCCAACGGGAGCCGCACCACAGAGACACUGAUGAAAAACGCUGAAGCAGGAGUGUUGGUUAGCAAGGUGACCGCGUGGGAUGGCGACGCAGGGCAGAAUGCUUGGCUGCUCUACGCCCUGGAGCAGACCAACGCAGACCUUGACCUGUUCAAGGUGCACGAGUACACGGGUGAGAUUCGCACCACAAGGCGCGUUAUCGAGGACAACUCCACCUCCUUCCUUCUGACAGUGCUGGUGCACGAUAGCGGCUUACCGCCACUCUCCUCCACAGCCACCAUCUAUGUGCAUGUGAUGGAGCUGCCACCGAAGUUGACCCCUGACCCCAAGCGCAUCAUCAGGCCCAACAGCCCUCUAAUGUUUUCCAACGUCACCCUCUACCUCAUCAUUGCCCUGAGUGCCACAACCUUUGUGUUCCUGGUCACCAUCUUUGUUCUGGCCAUCGUGCGUUGCCAUGCCUACUGCACCCAGCCUGGUUCCUGCUCCCCAUGUUGUGUAUCAAAGAAGAGUGUUCCAGAUGGGGGCACCUCAGCGGUUGGCGGUGGGGGUGCUGGAAGAGCUGCAGGUGGAGGAGGUGGAGGUGGAGGUGGAGGUGGAGGUGGCGGUGGAGGUGGAGGUGGCGGUGGCGGUGCAGGUGGAGGGCAACUAAACGACAAUGUAGCCCUGCGCCGUGACCUAAAAGUGGAACCGCAUUAUAUUGAAGUGCGGGGAAAUGGGUCUAUGACCAAAACAUACUGUUACAAGACAUGCCUGACCGCCACGUCAGGAAGCGACACUUUUAUGUUCUACAACACAGGGCGGCCGCACAGCGGCACCUGGGGCUCGGGGUACGUCACCAGCCACAGCGGACAGAGCCAGUUAUUUGUACGGCGUCUCAGUAUGCCAGAUGCAACUGCCAUUCAGCCCAAAGUGCCGAGUGCCGACUGGAGAUAUUCAGCCUCCCUGAGAGCAGGCGGUGUAAUGCAGAGCUCGGUGCACAUGGAAGAGUCCUCGGUAAUGCAAGGAGCCCAAGGUGUCCUGGUUCAGAACUGGCCCACUGCAUCCAGCGCCGCUGAUGCUGAAGGGGGAGAGGUGUCCCCCCCAAUGGGUGCUGGCGUAGACAGCAACAGCUGGCACUUUCGCUAUGGCCCCGGCGGACCCGGUGCACCCCCACAGCACCUGAAGCCUGGCGAGGUUCCCCCAGAAGCCUUCAUCAUCCCCGGCUCGCCCGCCAUAAUAUCCAUCAGACAGAACCAGGGAGGAGAGGACGACAAGAGCGAUUUCAUCACCUUCGGAAAGAAAGAGGAGGCCAAGAAGAAGAAGAAGAAGAAGAAGGAGAAGAAAGACAAGAAGGAUAAGGGGAAGGAUGACGGAGAUGAGUAGAGGAGCAGAAAGAGAAAAGAGGAAAAGGGCGUUGUUAAAACAGAGGUACCAACCAAAGUCCACUGGGCAAAAAGAAAAUGUGAAAUUUCCAAUUUCAUUUUAUUAACUAUUUUCAAUGAUAAUAUUUGAAAGAACCUGGCCUUACCAAGAUUUAUUUUACCUUCAGUCCCUUACUGAGGUAACUCUCGCCUUGAUAAACAAUAAAAUGAUUGAUUUUGCUCCAUGCCCCUAUGUGCCUAUACACCCUGAGUCAACUCACGUCAGUCAUCUUUUCCAAUAAGGAAUGACCACUCUUUGCCCUCGUCUUGAAUUUAUUCCUCCUUUAACCCACUGGGCACGUUGGCACCUCUGUCUUACCCCCUCCCCAACUGAUGUGUAAACCAUUCUCUCUGAGAGAAGACAAAUACUUUGUACGAGAACAACAAAAAGCUUCGUGCCAGCUAAGGAAAAGAAGAACGACAAAGAAGAUUGAAACAGAUGCAUGCCAUCUGGAGCUGGACACACACUACUUGUAAAUAGCACAGGAGAGAGUCACUGAAACUAAGGCUUACAUGACACUGCUGCAGAUUCCUCUGAUUAUUACCAACAGUGUUUCCUGAGAUCUCAAUGAAACCACAUGCACACAUACGCAUGCUCACACAUUCAAACAUGCAAAUACACAUACUUAACCAUGACAAAAUAGACAUGGAAAGCACUUGAGACCUAGAGAGAGGGAGAGAAUUAAAAAAAAGGAGAGAAAAACGUCAAAGAAUUGUGCUUAAAACUAGACACUGCAAGCUUUUUUGCCCUGCACAGUCGGCUAUGCGGUGCGCAUGUGUACAUCAACUCUCUCAGGAUGGAAGCAGCAUCCUUUUGCAACCACUCUGUAUUUGCUCACUGCAUUUGGAGGACACCGAGAGCUUCAUCUCCCGCCAGAAGCCCAACUGAGGAAUGCAGAGAGCACCGGAAAGAUGGAGAGAUGGGAGGAUGCCUCACGUUCUCCUGAGGAUCACAGAGGGGAGAGUCCAGCUGAGCUGGCUUGUGACUCCACUUUCAGUCAGUGGACUCUGUACAGAAUAUUAGGAGUCUUGAGGUUUUGAUAACACCGUCUCUUCUCCCCCUACCGCAGCAAAAGCCUAACGCUUUCUGCUUUGAAUGUUUGGUAGCAACCAGUCCUUACCUGAUACCUUGAGUUUACAACUGCUCACUUGCUUGUGCUUGCCCCAAGCUGCCAUGAGCCGUCCUCUCCUCCCCCCAACUGCCUUUUUCCCCCCACGGUCACCCAUCCCACUGACUGCAUUAAUUCUCAAAAGAGAUUCACUCUUACAUACUCCUGCAUUUUUUUCUUUUCUUCCUCAUAGCUUUAACUGCUUUUUGCGUGUCAUCAUGCCCUCAUUUACCCUCAGACACUGCUCCCUAACCCCCCGCUCUGACCCCCCUGCUCAGGGCCGAUCCUGGGAAUGGCCUGCUCUGAACAUUGUGGUGUGCUGAGGAACAGCAUGGAGUAAUGUGGACGAGGCCUGGGGAAGCCCAGUUGGGGGGGUCUAUACUUCCUGAACUCUUGUCAGAUGUCUCUCUAAGUGCACAACGGUUCAGUGCUUUUAACUUGCGAAUACUACAGUACACUGUUCAUUUCCUGUGUGUAGCCGCUGAUGAGAGAGGACCAGGUGGGAUGAGGCAGAUUACAGGGGUGGAGGACCGGGAUGAAGUGAGGAGAAAGGUGCCGUGGGCUGGCCCUCCACCUCCAUGUACAAGAGAAGAAAGUCCAAAUUGAUUGUUUAGGAUCGUUGAGUCGCAUAUUAGCUUUUUAUCUACGCUGUAAAUGUAGCGUAGGCUUUUAAUAGAUUGUCUCUGCAUUAGUAAUUGAAACCUGCUAAAAAAUACGGGCAUCUAGGGAUUCCCAUCCCACAGCUAUAUCCCACCAAUCCUCUCUCAGGAGGUUUUGAAAAAGGGGCACACUCAUGCCUCUGCUUCUGUUGGUUCCCCUCCCCUGCCUGUAACUUGUUGCCACGUCCCCAAAGUUUUUGCGGCUCAGUAUGACGUCACUCCAUUAAGUGGCUGCUGCAUGUACUGCUCUAAGGAAACACAUACUAUAUAGAGAAAUAUAUAUAUAAAUAGAUAGAUGGCUAUGAUUUUAUUCUUUUGUAUUAUAAUUUUUCUUCAUUAUUCGCACAGGAGAUAUUUGUAUGUACUUCUGUCUCUGCCAAACAUCUAUGUACUACAAUUUUCACGCUCCACAGAUGUUGUACGGCAUCCACUAAACCUCUUUAGAUAUUUGUAAAUGCUAUAGUGUGAUACCUUUCAACUUAUUUUUCUUUUACCAGCUAUGAUUUUUGCUUUUGAAAACAAGCAAAGCAAGAAAAAAAAAGAAAAAAAAAAUCACUCUCUGUGUCCAGCUUUGACAUGACGAUCUAACUAACACUGUAAUAUUGUAACUGAAAUAUGUAUGAUCCUAUGAUGAGCUAUCACUUCCCUUUCACUCUUAAAAAAAAAAGAAAAUGACUAAAAAAAAGAUUCCAAUGUAUAAAAAGGUAUAUGUAGUGUAUGCUUGUGUUUAGUGAGCGUUCAUGCUGUCAUUCUUU